GAGAGAGAGAGAGAGAGAGAGAGAGAGAGAGAGAGAGAGAGAGCGUGUGGACGUGUGCGUGUGUGUGUGUGUAUGUGUGAGUGUGUGAGAGAGUGAGUGCGUGCGCGCGCGCGCGCGCGUCUGGCUGCUCUGCUGUUGCUGCCCUUUGAUCCCUGCAUUAGUGUUAGUUAGGGGCUCGGAGACACACUUGCACCGAGAGCAGCCAUAGUCAAGACACGGCCACAACAACAGCGGCACCUCCUCCGCCUGUGUUCCCGCUGCCCAGCGAUACACUUUAAACCGAGCAAAGCCAGGUGCACGACCAAGUCCCUGCCAUCACUGGCGCCUCCGGUCUCAAUGGGAAAAACCUUUUUUCUUCUUAUCCCCAAACAAGGACGAGAAUGUGAUUAAACACGGAGGAAAAUGCCAAGGAGGAAGCAGGAGCAGCCCAAGCGCCUGCCUUCGCAUCCAUAGCUUUGAUGACACAUCCUAGGUUAGGAGCAAGACGAUUUUGUAACAUGAGAAGCUAAAAAUGGACGAGAAAAAUAAAGCAAGGGGUAAAGUGCAAUUCAUCUGCAAUAAGAAAUUUCAGAGGUCUGGGGCUCUCAGUCGUCUCAUUCUCUUCCAAGAACACUUCUCCUUCCUGUUUCACCUCUGGCAUGGCGCCCAAAGUACCCACAAACCACGGAGGCCAACGCCGAAAAUACACAGAUGAUGUGGACAGCAAUGAGGAAGGAGGGCCUGAUAGCAGUCCUGUGGAAGAAGAAGGCUGGUUUGGGAAUGCUUCUGACACACGUUCAGAGUCCUCGUCCUAUGGAGAUACCCAGGAUGACCUCCUCCUACCCAGGGGCUCCUCUCCUGAUGACCAGCCUGGUGUUGGUACAGGGUCUGGGGAACACGAUACCUGUGGAGGUGAGAGCUCACUCGUCCAUCGUGCCUCUUUGGAACUUCUUGGACUGGACGGAGGAGCAUUCUCGGCCCAGGACACACUCUCCUCAGUGGUGACAUCACUGUAUGGUGAGGCAGCAUCCCGUGCCCUGGGAAAACCCCUUAGCAGCAAUCUACGGCGACUUCUUGAGGCAGGUUCACUCAAACUUGACACUGGGGACCUCCUAGGUCGGUCAUCUAGGGGAGGUGCUGGAGGGGAGUCUCCCCCUAUAGGUCUAGCGCCACCUUUGACCCUCUCCCCGUCUUCCCACCAUGCCCAACAAUUAAGUGCUCUUGCUCGAAAACUGGCCAAUAACAGCAACAGUGGCUCAGCCUCACCUGCCUCCUUGGCACCCUCACUCACCAACAUUAAGCAAGAGCCCCUUGACCCCUUUAACUCUGUCACUCCUAGCAACGGAAGUGGCUUUGUAUGGGCAGGUGUUGCAGAUAAAUGGCCACCAGCCAGCUGCUCCACGCCCUGUGGCUCCAGCCUUUCUCCGGACUCCGCAAUUCAGAAGUUAAAAGCAGCAGCAAAUGCUGUACUACAAGAUAAGAAUGCCGUGGCAUCCUCUUCAACAACAUCUUCCUCUUCCUCCACCUCAGCCUCAUCUGCAGUGCCCACUCUUGGAGGGAGUGGUAGGGGAGAUGACAUGGUGCGCUUUGAUGCCUUCAACUCUCCGUUUAGCCCGCAGUCAGCUAGCUCCACCCUUGCUGCACUUUCCAAGAAAGUCAGCGAGCGGACCCAAGCCUCAUCAACGGCCAGUGCUGCUACUGACCACCAAACCCCAGCAAGUUCCUUUUUGUCACUUGUGUCAAUGACCUCCUCUGCUGCUUUGCUCAAAGAGGUGGCAGCUAGGGCAGCAGGAAACCUACUGGCAGAGAAGAAGGAGGGUUCCCCCUUGGCAACUGCUGGGGUCCUCCAAGAGGAUGUGAAGCCCCUGCUGGACACGAACCAGAAGACCCCUACACCCUCCACACCCACCCAGAGCUUAGAGUUGUUGUUGCCUUCAACACCAAAGGGCCGAGGCAAACCCAACAGUCAAGCAGGCUCACCUGAGGAUGGUGGAAAACCAUUCCAAUGUCCUGUGUGUGGACUGGUCAUCAAACGCAAGAGCUACUGGAAGAGACACAUGGUCAUCCACACAGGCUUGAAAAGCCACCAGUGUCCACUGUGUCCUUUCCGCUGUGCUCGCAAAGACAAUCUCAAGUCCCACAUGAAGGUACAUCAGCACCAGGACCGGGGUGAGACUUUUCAGUGCGAACUUUGUCCCUUUACCUCCUCCCGUCACUUCAGCCUGAAGCUUCACAUGCGCUGCCACCAGCACUUCCCUCGCACAGACGUUAAGGUGAAAGAGGAGCUCACCACCGACACCGAGGGCGAGGGGUCUCUGAUAGGUGAUAGUGGCUCCACGGACAUAAGAGGGGCUGAGGUGUCCCCACUGCACUCAGACACUCGGCAACAGACAUCCCCUCUAGUUGAGGCGUCCUCCAAUCAUGUCCACAUCAAGGAAGAGCCACAGGAGAGAGACCUGUCUGUGCUUUCCCCCUUUAGCAUUUGUAGGGACCGUCCCAGCAGCAGUGCCAACUCUUUGGACCUACCUGGAGUUGGGCUAGGAGUUGGGGUCAGAUCCAGUCCCAGUGGUCCAACCACAACCUCACUCUUUAGCCCAGACAUAACUACCAAGACGGCUACUGAUCUGCUUAUGAAGCUAUCAGCGGCCAACCAGAGGGAGACACUCAAGUCUCCAUUCCACCUGAAGGAGGAGCCCAAAGUGGAGGAAGCACUGAGCCCCAGACCAUCCUCCCAGUCGCAGAGUCAGGUCCAGCCAAGCUUCCCUGUAGCUUUCUGCCAGGAUGGUCCAACUGGGGUCACAGCAGCCACAGAGCGCCCGGGGCCUCUGAAGCAAAGGGAGCAAAGCCCCAUGGCGAAGAACAGCUUGCUGAGCCAAGACAUCAGCGUGAAAGUGGCCUCUGAACUGUUGAUUAAGCUUUCAGAGAACAACAAAGAUGCCCAGUACCAGAAGGUGAAAGUAAAGGCAGAGCCUAUGGAGGUUGACCCGCCUCCUGCAGAACUCACGCCACCGGCCUCUCACCUGCUGGCCUACAGCACUUUAGGGGCGAGUGAAAAGAGCGAACCAAUGGGUAACCUCCCCGAGACAUUGGCCCGCCCCCAGAAAGACCUCUUCUCCCAGGACAUAUCGGUGAAAAUGGCCUCCGAACUCCUGUUCAAAUUGUCAGAAAAAGUCAGCAAGGCCAACAACCACAAAGACAGCAACAUGGUGGGAAUAAACAGUCCGUUCCUGGACGAGUGCUUCAGACAAUCACCCUUCAACUCGCGCUCCAAGAGCUCUUCCCCCGCAGAGGCCAGCUCCUCUACCAGGGCAGCUUUGCACGACUCCGAGAAGGAUGACGGCGAGCCAGGAAACGGGAUAGCCCAGUGGCGACUGAACGAGCAGCUCUUCCCCUGUCCCGUCUGUGGCAAGGUGUUCGGCAGACAGCAGACUCUUUCUAGACACCUGGCUCUACACACAGAGAGGAAGUACAAGUGUCACCUGUGUCCUUACGCGGCCAAGUGCAGGGCUAACCUCAAUCAGCACCUGACCAUCCACUCUGUCAAGCUGGUCAACACAGAUGCUGAGCAGAUCGUCAGCGCUGUUACGGCCGACUCUGCCGAGCGCAAGAACUGCCCCUACUACUACAGCUGCCAUGUGUGUGGUUUCCAGACGGAGCUGAACGCCCAGUUUGUCAGCCACAUGUCGCUCCAUGUGGACAAGGAGCAGUGGAUGUUCUCACUCUGCUGCAGCGUCUGUGAUUAUGUCUGCAUGGAAGAGAAUGACAUGAAGAACCACAUUAGUACCGGACAUACAGGUCUGAACUCAAGAAGCCCCCUCAGUGAGACCAAGAGCACCUCCUCGUCCCUCUCGGCCCUCAGCGAUUCCCUCAACAGCUCAGAGGGCGGAGACCUUACCCACAGUAACGAAGAACUUAAGAGUCUGCUUGCUCCACCCUCCUCUGCAGGCAGCCAGUCCAGCUCUGGAAGCCACUCGGGAUCCGGAACGGAGGACAAAUCUGACAAAGGCUUCGAGUGUGUCUUCUGCAAUUUUGUGUGCAAGACGCGUAGCAUGUACGAGCGCCACCUGCAGAUUCACCUCAUCACGCGAAUGUUCGAGUGCGACGUCUGCCACAAGUUCCUCAAGACGCCCGAGCAGCUGCUGGAGCACAAGAAGUGCCACACUGUCCCCUCCGGAGGGCUCAAGUGCCCUUUCUGCAUCUACUCCACCAAUCGUCCAGCGGCCAUGGAGUGCCACCUCAAGACGCACUGUAAGAUGGAGUACCGCUGCCGCAUCUGCCAGGGACUGUGGCCCGACCAGGCCUCGCUAGAGGCCCACAUGCGCGGGCACCGCCUGGGCAACCACUACAAGUGUGAGCAGUGUGGCUACCUGUCCAAGACGGCCAACAAGCUGAUCGAGCACGUGCGCGUGCACACGGGCGAGCGGCCCUUCCACUGCGACCGCUGCUCUUACAGCUGCAAGCGCAAGGACAACCUCAACCUGCACAAGAAGCUGAAACACGCGCCGCGCCAGACUUUCAGCUGCCAAGAGUGCCCUUUCACCACCACACACCCCUUUGUCUUCAGCCGCCACCUCAAGAAACACCAGGGUGGAGGAGCGGGGGGACCGGACGGAGGAUUGGGAGGAGAAGAGGACGAAGACGAGGAGCUGCCGCUCGCAGGAGCGUCCCCGGGGGACUCGUCGUCGGCGCAGAGGAGACGGGAGACCCUCCUGUUCAGCGCAGGAGGAGGGGGGAGCAGUGGGGGGAGCGGCACCAGCAGCCCUCUCAUGAGUCUAACGGCGUCCCAAGCUCUUCAGUCCGUCGCCCUGUCGCUGACGCUGGGGAGGUCCAAUCGGCUGGAGCCCAGCGGCGCGCUGCGCGGCCGGCUUGACGCCAACGCCGACGCCAACGGCAGCGGCGCCGCCAGGAACCCCGGCGGCCCCUCCCUCUUCCUCCCCACCCCCCAGCCCGUGUUCGAGCAGUACAGGAACUGCGACCGGUCACACCUGAUCCCCCUCACCACCCUGUUCACCCACAGCAGCCGCUUCACAUUCCACCCGCACCUCCACUCCAGAUGGUGGCCCGCCGCAUCUUCUCUCCUCCUCUCCUCCAGCUCGGCCUCCCCGUCCUGCUCCCCCCUCUCACCCGCCUCCCACAAACACUCCUUUCUGGCAUACCUGGGACUGAUGGAGAGGGCCAAGACUGUUUGACCUCCCCCCUCCUCUGCCUCCCCCAUCCUCACUCGUUCCCUCACUCCUCGGACGGUGGCGUGAAUGACACUUGACCACUGCAGUGGGAGCAACAUCUUUUCCAAUCAGACCAGCAGCAUAAGCUGGACCAGACAAACAUACUGAAGAAAUGGAAAAAAAAAACAUUUAUAAAGAGAAAAAGGCUGUACAUGCUAGAAUGCAUUUAUAUCAGAAAGCUGCUUUUCUUAUCAGUUCUAUCAAUUGAAUUAUUACUACUUCAACUACUACUCUCUAUUACCUUUUGUUUUCUGUUUUUAAAAGUCUGAAUGACUUGGACCCAGUUUCAUUAUUUGAGGAAACAAACGUAUCCCAGUUUUAUAGACAUUUUUAUUUUAGUCGUUUGACGAGAUAAAAAGAUGAAACAAACUUGCAAGUGCUAUAUUUUAGUGCAUUUUUGUCUAUUGCUAUUAUGCAUCAAAAUAGCAUGCCUGUUUCUGUGUUUCAAUUAGCUUUGACGUCAUUAGGAAACUAAAUUUGACAUAUUGAGAAGUGUUAGCGGUGCGACGUGGACAAAACCAAUGAAACCGAAUGCUUUUCAUUGAAAAAGGCACGUUUCCAAAGCAGCGCCUCAAACCACGCACUUAUUUAUCAAUCUUGUACAUAGUUUUGUAUCCCUUCCCCUUCUCAUCUUUGAUUUUUUUUGUAUAAUGGUGGAACCAUAUAAUGCAUAGCUGCUGCCUGAUAUCACAUCUGUCUCAGAAUGUUAUUGGAGGGUCGUGAGCUCACCAAACAGAAGAUAAGCUGUGCUAAUGUAAAUAUUCAAAGUAUUCAAUCCGACCUAUCGCAGACGUUUUACAUGUAUUACAUGUAUUCUUAAAUCUAAGUGUAAGUGUUGGUAAUGCACUUCCAGUCGCAGGGAAUAAACAGUGUAAUCCUCCAGAGAAAAUGCAUGACUAAGUGGGAAUGUUCCUUAUUUCUGAGACCAGGGGAUAUCAGUGCAGCAUUAUAUGCACAACUAUGUAUCACGCACCUAUACUUAGAAGAGAUAUAUGAGAUAACUGUUUUGUGGAGGUGACCAGCUCUGGGUUAGCAAGCUGCCCACAGCCAGGGUCACCACAGGCCGAUUCAAUGGUGCUUUUGGAGCUUUUUGUAAUUUUUGUGUACAAAAAAGAAAAAAAAACUGUUCCAAAUGACUUGAAUGAAUGUAUUUUUGUUUAUGUACAUUGACAAAGAAGCGAGACAGAAGUGUGAACAGGGACGUCCUCUGUGCUGGUGAAGAUGGGAAAGUUAGUGUCUGGUGGCCUUCUGUGUCCGUUUCUUUUCUCUUUUUUUGUCUUGUUUUUUUUAUUUUGACUUUUUUACUGAGCCUUUUACAUCAUAAAUAUUUUCUACUAACAUUCAUAGAGGACACGUUGUGAGAAAAAGCUCCUGUAGGUGCAAUGAUGAAGCAAAGCCAUUCACUCUUACAGCGUAGUUCGAUGGCACUGGCUUCGCUUCGGUUGGGCUGGCAGGCACGGUACUGCUUCUAACCCUCUCCUCCCUCCUGUCAACAUUUUAAUUGCACUUAAUGUAGUUACAUUUCAAGCCAACCGCACUUGAUUUAGUUUCCUUUUUUUAAAGUGCAAACUUAGAUCCUCCAUAUCACCGUAAUGCGAAGCAGACAAUAGUUACCGGGACGGACUGAGUCAACACCCCGACUUUCACAGGAUGGCAUUUCUAGCGGCGCGGAAGGGUCUGCCUCUGUGAAAUCCAACAAAGUAAACGAAUACAAAUUGCAUGAAUUAGACUGCAGAGGUCAAGCUCUCCCUGGGAACUAAAGGUCUCAGGCUAAAUUGUGAUAGCCAAUUUUGCACAGAGCUGCACUUUUUGAUUAUGAGAAUACAGUUUGUAUUUAUCCGUAAAAUGCUCAAAAAGAAGUAUGUUUUGCGAGAUAGGGGCAGCAUAUUAACAAGCAUUUUAUUUUGAAAAGCUUUAUCCGCUAUUGAUCGAGCUUGUGUUCCUAAGUGGUCUUCAAGCCAAAAUCCCUUGUUUGUAAAGGGAUUGUGUUUAUUUUUUGUUUCCUUCAUUGUUUGUGUUUGCUUAUGCAUUUUCUUAUGAUGAAUUAUUGUUACUUUUUUAUUUUUCUACAUGAAUCAUGUCAGAACAUGUUCAUUGGACAGAGAACAGGAAUUGUGAAGACCAAACUGUAACUCGCUGUCGAUGUGAUGUUAGGAUUGAAUCCGUCACGUCCCGCUCUGGGGGGACUGUCGCCUCGAUUGUCUCCUCUUUUACACUCCUGUUUGUUUGUUUGUUCCCUUUUGCUCUGUCAGUGUCUGGCAUGCUGUCUCUGGAGUGAAAGGAGCAUCCCUUCAACACACUCGCUUGCUCUCUCUCCUUGUACUAUCUGUGUUAUCUUUUAUACUCUAGUGCCACUUGGUGGAAGGAAACCACCUGAGACUUCUGAGAAUGAGUCAAACUAAUUGUCAGGGUCCAAAAGAAAUAAAAAAAUAGAGAUAAAAAGAAAAUGUGUCCACUCUGGACACACAGUUCUGCCUUUUAAUACAGCGUAAUCACGAAUAGCUGCACUUCUUUAUAUCCCCUCUUGGUUGAGUGAAGUAGGCAACAGGGCUCUACCCUUUUGAAAACCAAUAUUCUGAAGCACUUAAUCUGUUUAUUUCGCCCAAUUUCUCACAGCACAGCGACGUUUUUUCAUUUCUGACUUUCAGCACUUCAGAGUUUGCAUGACACCGCCCUUGCUCUAAUUCUUCAGCACUUAAUUGUGUUUGUAACUAACUCCCUCCGUUUUGUUUAGUUUGCAUCACAUUGCACUGUCUGCAAUCACUUCAGUUUGGCUGUAUUUUAUGAUUAGAAAAGGCUCAACUAUCUUUUGGCACUUGGUAAAAAUUGGUAUGUGCUGUACAAAGCUUUUUUUUAUUACUCCAUUGUUAAGGCUGUACAGGGUUGUGAUGAUAACUGGUAAAUAGAUCAUUUGUACUUUUUUGGUUUUGUAUUUGUUUCUUUUGUUUGGCAUUAUUUUAUGUUCAACUUGCCAGAUCUAAAUGUACCAGGAUUUGAAAGUAAAGCUUACAUCAGAUAUUA
This is a messenger RNA of Betta splendens (Siamese fighting fish), 8225 nucleotides long. RefSeq names its product zinc finger protein 827 (gene znf827). The transcript has 15 exons. NCBI's taxonomy places the organism in Eukaryota, Metazoa, Chordata, Actinopteri, Anabantiformes, Osphronemidae. Bases 639 to 5168 code for a protein of 1509 amino acids. Gene Ontology annotation, cellular component: nucleus. The record is from RefSeq and is a predicted model, not a curated record. Gene Ontology annotation, biological process: regulation of gene expression.